Lepisosteus oculatus (spotted gar) is the source of this 12343-nucleotide messenger RNA. RefSeq names its product Fras1 related extracellular matrix 3 (gene frem3). Gene Ontology annotation, biological process: anatomical structure morphogenesis; cell communication. Lineage: Eukaryota; Metazoa; Chordata; Actinopteri; Semionotiformes; Lepisosteidae. Gene Ontology annotation, cellular component: membrane. The record is from RefSeq and is a predicted model, not a curated record.
GUAUUACCUGCAGAGCUCUAGUGAAUUAGAAGAGCACUUGUCCCAUGUGUGUGUUGAAAGCCGGAGGAGUGAGGGAGACAGAACAUCAUCCUGCAAGACAGGGUGCUUUUUUAUCAUUCUGAUAAACCAACUGAGAUAGGUUGGAUUUGAAAUAUACAGAUUGCGGGGCAACUAGCAGUGGAUAUGGCUGGUUGUCUGCAAAGGACUGGGCUUUCCAAAGCUGUACUUUUAAAGUAUCUCUUUGCCCUUUUUGCACUGAGCUACAGUUUUUUCCCAGCUGAAGGGGCAGAAAACUUUGAUCCAGCGUUUUUCUUCGGCCCCAGGCCGGGACCUAAUUCUGAGUCCAUACUGGUGGCCAACAAUGGAGUGAGGGUACCUUUUGGAAGAUCAGUCUAUUUAGACCCAAUCAACGACCUGGUGACUGAAGUGCAGCCUGGUGACCGGUGCUACAUCACAGUGCUGGAGAACGACCCCCUGGCUCAGAGACCUGGAAUGCUGUCUCCAAAGAAAUUCCCCUGUGCUUUUGGGGCAGAGGAGGUGAAAUACACCCACUUUGGAUCAAGAAGCCCCAACAAGGACAGAGUGAGGCUGCAGUUAAGGUAUGAUUCCCAGACCGACACCAUUGUCAUUCCUUUCAUGCUGGAGGUGGAAGUUGUUUUUCAGCAACUGGAGAUUUUAACCCGCAAUAUGCCUCUGGUCGUGGACAAGCUGAAUGGCAUCAGCAAUCCCAUUGACAGGAAGGGCUUGGAGUUUGCUUAUGAUGGCAGUGCUGAAUCAUGCAAGGUCACCACCUUGAUGAGCGCAGGAGGUCUCCCCAGGUAUGGCUCUCUUUUAAAUCACACCGCCAAUGGGCAGAUGAUUGACUGUGAUGAAUUUGUAAACUUGGGUGUUCGCUAUAAGCAUACCUCCACCACCAGCUCGCCAAACAGAGAUUACAUCCCCAUGUUGGUGGAGCUGAUGGAUAAAGAGGGAAACAUUGUCAAGCAGGAGCAUUUCCAGAUAAUGAUUAGAAUCAAAGAAGGGACAGAAAACACCCCCCCUAAGCCAAGUUUUGUUGCUAUGAUGAUGAUGGAAAUUGACCAGUUUGUGAUGACAGCUAUAACCAAUGAUAUGCUGGCUGCUGAGGAUGUUGAAUCUGAUCCAGAUGACUUAAUUUUUAACAUCACAUCACCCCUGGGCUAUCAGCACGGGUACAUUAUCAGCACUGAUGAUCAAAAUCUGCCUAUUACAUCUUUUUAUCAGAGUGACAUUAAAGAUUUGAAAAUAGCAUAUAAGCCCCCCUCUGUAGAUUCUGAUGUGGAGAGAAUUUUUCAGAUAGAGAUUGAAGUUGUUGACACUGAGGGUGCUGUGUCUGACACUUUUGCCUUCAUGAUUGUUGUUAAACCCAUGAACACUUUAGCUCCAGUCGCAACUAAAAACACAGGACAGCUUCUGUUUGAGGGGCAGUCAAGAGCACUGUCAAGUGCCCAGAAUUUGGAAAUCAGUGAUGAAGAUAAUCUUGAAGACGUGAGAAUUACUGUUAUUGAUGGCUUAAAGCAUGGUGAAUUAACAGUUUUAGGAGCCAGGAGGAAAUUUUUUACCCCUGCUGAUUUGGAUGCAGGUGUUGUGGUGUACCAGCAUGAUGGCAGUGACACUUACAGUGACAACAUCAUUUUCCGUAUGACUGAUGGCACUAAUGAAGUUGAGUUUUUGUUUCCAAUUACCAUUGCACCCACCGACGAUGAACCCCCAAUCAUAAAUGCUAAUACUGGGCUGGUGCUGUUCAAGAAUGAAAUCAUGCAGAUUUCACCAUUCAUUCUAAGUGCAACUGACAUUGACUCGGAGGACUCGACCAUUAAGUUUAUUGUAGAGCCUCCCUAUUCAACACUUGGCGAGCUGCUGCUGCGCCAAGCAGAGCAGCCUUCAGAUCUGUCAGGCUGGAAAUUCAGCGAAACGGACGAGAUGUUUGAACAGGUGGUGACGGAGUGGUUUCAGCAGGAUGUUCUGGAUGGAAAGCUUUUUUACCGUCACAUUGGACCCCAUAGCACCACCACUGUCAUGGACCAGUUCAUCUUCCGGGUCCAGGAUGAUAACGACCCACCAAAUCAGUCUGGGGAGCACACGUUCACGAUUAAAAUCCAUCCAGUGGAUGAUCUCCCCCCUGAACUUUAUCCAGGCACUACUUUAUAUAUGGCUGUGAAAGAGUAUGAAUUAACACACUUUAAAAAGAAAUUUUUACGCUAUACUGAUCUUGACUCAGAUGACAGGGAUCUUAAAUACAGCAUAACUAGACCUCCAACAGAUACGGAUGAAAACAACCCAGUGCCACUGGGGGAUAUAGUUCUGACUGAGAGCUCUAACAUUGUCAUUACUGAGUUCACACAAGCUCAAAUCAAUCACCUCAAAGUGGCAUACAAGCCCCCAGAUCAGGAACUGGGCAUCACUCCAAGAGUAGUGCAGUUCAAUUUUGUUGUGGAGGACACUGCUGGAAAUUCGGUGGAUGGGGUCUUUACAAUUUUCUUGCAGCCUGUUGAUAACAAGCCCCCCCAGAUUACAAACACAGGCUUCACAGUGCUCGAAAGAAACACAUACAUAAUAACUAAAGCAGAACUUGAUGCCAUUGACCAGGACACAGAUGAUGAUAAAAUUACCUUCACUGUGACACAGGCUCCACGGUUUGGUUUGCUGCAAUAUUUGGGGGUUGAUAUGUCAGUUGGAGAGACAUUUGUGCUGGAAGAUAUUGCCAAUGGCCGCCUUGGAUAUAUUCACAGUGGUGAAGAAUCCACCAGUGACACAAUAAAAAUUGAUGUCAGUGAUGGGUUCCAUGAACUGCCGAUCAUUAUAAAAAUUACCGUCAAACCAGUUGAUGAUGAAACACCAACCAUCAUGCUCCCCGCUGGCCUGCUGGGCUCCUCAAUUGAUGUUCUGGAGAAUGGAGCCACAGAGAUCACUCCCAAUGUGAUUCAAGGAAGGGAUGAGGACACUGACGACCUCAUGCUCACGUUCAUUGUUGAGGAACCACCGAAACUAGGUGAAAUUAUGGUGAAUGGUGUGUCCUCUGAAAGAUUCACUCAACAAGAUAUCAUCAAUGGAGCUGUUGUGUAUGCCCACACAAGUGGGGAAAUCGGACCUUUAAAACAGCACGAUUCUUUCAAUCUUACCAUCUCUGAUAUGUCAAAUGAGUGGGUGGUUGGUGGCAAUAAGGUCCAGGGUGUCAGGGUGCAUGUUACUAUUCUCCCUGUGGACAGCAUGCCUCCAGUUGUCAAGGUUAGUGAUCAGUUUACUGUGCUGGAAGGGGAAAAGAAUGUCAUCACACUAGCAAAUAUCCAAGCUGAAGAUGUGGACACCGAAAAAGAUGACAUUCUGUGCACCAUCAUAGUCCAGUCCACUUCUGGCUACAUCGAAAACAUAUCUCCAGCACCAGGAUCAGAAAAGUCCAGAGCAGGUACUGCCAUUACUGCUUUUAGCAUUAAAGAUGUCCGCCUGGGACAUAUUUACUAUGUGCAAAGCAUUCAUAAAGGUGUUGAGCCCGUUGAAGAUAGGCUGACUUUCCGCUGUUCUGAUGGCAUCAAUUUCUCAGAGCGUCACUUUUUCCCUAUUGUCAUUAUUCCAACAAAUGAUGAAAAGCCUGAAAUAUUCACUCGUGAAUUUGUUGUUAUGGAGGGGAUGAGUCUUGUCAUUGACAUACCGAUUCUUAAUGCAGCAGAUGCCGACAUUCCAGGGGAUGAUCUUCAGUUUGAAAUAAUUAGCUCUCCCAAACAUGGCAAUAUUGUUCAGCAACUGACAACAGGCACAGUCCCCGUUAUUCAUUUCUCUCUUGAGCAGAUCAAGGAAGGCUCUAACAUUGUCUAUGAGCACGACGAUUCUGAAACCAAAGAAGACAGUUUUGAAAUUAGACUUACAGAUGGAAAACACACUGUUGAAAAAAAAGUCCUCAUAAUGGUUAUUCCUGUGGACGAUGAAACUCCAAGAAUGACUAUAAAUGACGGGCUUGAAGUUGAAAUUGGGGAAACAAAAACAAUAACCAACAAAGUCCUUAAAGCAACAGACCUGGAUUCUGAAGACAAGACUCUGACCUAUAUUAUUCGCCAUGGGCCAGGGCAGGGCUACCUUCAGCGCAUUACCAAAUUUGGAGAAGUGAUAGGAAACAUAACCCUGGAGAUGAACUUCACCCAAGAUGAAAUUGACAAAGGAUUGAUUCAGUAUGUUCAUACAGGACAGGAAGGGGUUCGCGACCUCAUCAAGUUUGAUGUCACUGAUGGCAUUAAUCCCCUUAUUGACCGGUACUUCUACAUAAGCAUUGGCAGCAUUGACAUGGUUUUCCCCGAUGUCAUUAACAAAGGUGUGACCCUUAAAGAAGGAGGGAGAGUAACUCUGACCACAGAUCUGCUGAGUACCACUGACAUUAACAGUCCUGAUGAGCACCUCAGCUUCAGUAUCACUCGUGCUCCCAGCCGUGGCCACUUGGAGUGUACUGACAGCCCUGGUGUUCCCAUAACCACCUUCACCCAGCUUCAGCUGGCAGGAAACAAGAUUUACUACAUCCACACAUCUGAUGACGAAGUGAAGAUGGACAGUUUUGAGUUUGAAGUAACAGAUGGCUACAACCCAGUUUUCCGCACUUUCAGAGUGUCCAUCACUGAUGUAGACAAUAAAAAGCCCGUCCUGACUAUCCACAACCUCGUGGUUGGGGAAGGGGAGGUGAAGCUGAUCACCCCCUUCGAGUUAACUGUGGAGGACCGGGACACUCCAGACAACCUUUUGCGUUUCAUCAUCACUCAGGUGCCAGUCCAUGGGCAGCUACUGUACAAUGGCACCCAUGCUGUUACCACUUUCACCAAGCAAGACCUCAAUGAGAACCUCAUCACCUACAAGCAUGACAGCACAGAGACCAGUGAGGACAGCUUUUCCUUCACAGUGACAGAUGGUACUCACACAGAGUUCUAUGUCUUCCCGAACACCGUCUUCGAGACCCGCAAGCCCCAGACAAUGACCAUCCAGAUCAACUCUGUUGACAACGGCGUCCCUCAGAUCGUCGUCAACAAAGGAUCUCCUACACUCAGGAUCCUGCACACUGGACACCUGGGCUUUCUGAUUACCAGCAAGGUCUUGAGGUCUGAAGACAGGGACAGUCCACACAAGGUCCUCAAGUAUACCAUCUCUGAGGCUCCUCUGCAUGGCUACAUCAUCAACAUAGCUCUUGGGAAUGACAGCAUCAGAACCUUCACCCAAGCCGAUAUUGAUGAUAUGAAGAUUUGUUACGUGCUGAGUGAUGGAGACAACGCUACAAGUGAUAUCUUCUACUUUACAAUUGAAGACAAAGGGGGUAACAAGCUGAAGAACCAGCCAUUCCGACUCAACUGGGCUUGGAUUUCUUUGGAGAGGGAGUUCUACCUGGUGGAUGAGGACUCCAAAUUUCUGGACAUUACCUUGAAACGCAGAGGAUACUUAGGAGAGACAUCUUUUGUCAGUAUUGGCACAAAGGAUGGCACUGCAGAGAAGGACAAGGAUUUCAGGGGGAAAGCCCAGAAGCAGGUGCAGUUUAACCCUGGUCAGAGCUCGGCCACGUGGCGAGUCAAAAUCCUCACCGACCAGGAGUAUGAGACGUCGGAAACCUUUCAGAUUGUCCUGUCCGAUCCUGUCAUGGCAGUUCUGGAGUUCCCCGAAGCCGCCACUGUGGAGAUUGUGGAUCCUGGCGAUGAAUCCACUGUCUUCAUCCCUCAGUCAGAAUAUAAGAUUGAAGAGGACAUUGGUGAGCUGUUGAUUCCAGUCAGGAGGUCUGGAGAUGUCAGUCAAGAGCUGAUGGUCAUCUGCUCUACGCAGCAAGGCAGCGCCUUGGGCACCGUUCCCAGCACUGUGCUGUCGUACUCCGACUACAUCAGCCGCCCUGAGGACCACACCAGCGUGCUGCGCUUCGACAAGGACGAGCGCGAGAAGCCCUGCCGUGUGAUCAUCAUAGACGACUCUCUGUACGAGGAGGAGGAGGCCUUCAACGUCACCCUCAGUAUGCCCAUGGGUGGGCAGGUGGGCCUUCAAUACCCCAGCACCAGGGUGGUCAUCCUGGCAGACAGCGACGACGAGCCCUCGCUGUACUUUGGAGACCCGGAGUACCUGGUGGAUGAAAGCUCUGGUUACGUAGAGGUGCGUGUCUGGAGAACAGGAACCGACCUGUCAAAGACAGCCACUGUCACAGUACGGUCCAGGAAGACAGAGCCCGUCUCUGCUGAAGCUGGUGUUGACUACGUGGGAAUUAGUAGGAACCUGGAUUUUGCCCCCGGAGUGACAAUGCAGACAUUCCGUGUCACCAUUCUGGAUGACCUGGGCCAGCCGGUGCUGGAGGGGCCGGAGAAGUUUGAGCUGGUCCUCCGCAUGCCCAUGAACGCCAUACUGGGUGAACCUAGCAAGACCAACGUCAUCAUCAACGAUUCUAUCUCAGACUUGCCCAAGGUCCAGUUUAAGGAGCCCCUGUACAUUGCUGAUGAGGGAGAUGGCCAAGUCAGUGCCAUUGUGUACCGUAGUGGAGAUAUCAGUUACAAAUCCACUGUGAGGUGCUACACUCGCCAGGGCUCUGCACAGGUCAUGAUGGACUACGAUGAGCGACCCAACACUGACAGCUCUAUCAUCACCUUCCUGCCAGGUGAAAUUGAGAAGCCUUGUCUGGUGACCCUUGUGGAUGAUACCAUACAUGAGGAGGAGGAGGAGUUCCGACUGGUGCUGGGAACACCGAAAAGUGAAUCACCAUUUGGGGCGGCACUAGGAGAGCAGAAGGAAACUUUGGUCAAGAUCACAGAUGAAAAAGACAAAUCGAUUAUCAAAUUUUCUGAGGUCAAAUACAGUGUCAAAGAGCCACAGGUGCUGGGAGAGAUAGCUGUGGUGAAGAUCCCUGUGCUGCGCCUAGGGGACACCUCCAAGGUGUCUCUUGUGCGAAUCCACACCAAGGAUGGGUCUGCAACCUCAGGAGAGGACUACAACCCCCUGUCAGAAGAUGUUGAGUUUAAGGAAGGAGAGACAGAGCACUUUGUGGAGGUAGAGAUUCUUUAUGAUGGCGAGAGAGAGAUGAGGGAAGCCUUCACAGUCCACAUGAAGCCUGACGAGUACAUGGUAGCUGAGAUACAGACGAGCAAGGCCAUCGUGUACAUCGAGGAGAUGGACAGCGUGGCAGACGUCACUUUCCCAGCAGUGCCCCAGGUCGUGUCACUGCUCAUGUACGACGACACAGCACGAGCCAAAGACCAACCCAACCCUCCCACUGGCUAUCCAGUUGUGUGUGUGACGGCCUGUAAUCCCAAGUACUCUGACUUUGACAAGACGGGAUCCAUCUGCUCUGCUGAGAACAUCAACGACACCCUGACGCACUAUCGCUGGCUAGUGAGCGCGCCCAGCGGCUCCGACGGUGUCACCAGCCCCAUGAGGGAGGUAGACUCCAACACCUUCUUCACCAGCACCAAGACUAUCACGCUGGACGCUAUCUACUUUCAGGCCGGCUCCAGGGUGCAGUGUGCAGCCAGGGCCUUCAACGCCAACGGAGACGCAGGCCUGGAGCUUCUCAGCCCAAUUGUCGCCAUCAGCCGGGAGGAGGGUCUCUGUCAGCCCCGUCUCCCAGGGACAGUUGGAGCAGAACCGUUCUCUGCCAAGAUUCGCUACACUGGUCCAGAUGACCCUGACUUCCCAAACCUCAUCAAACUGACAGUCACCAUGCCCCACAUAGAUGGUAUGUUACCAGUGGUCUCCACAAGACCCUUAUCCAAUUUCGAGCUGACCUUGAGCCCGGAUGGCACCCGAGUCGGGAACCACAAGUGCUCCAAUCUGCUGGAUUUUAACGAGAUUCAGACCCGGCAUGGCUUCAUCACGGACGGCACCAAGAACCCCGAAGUUAUCGGGGAGACUUCGCCCUAUCAGUACAGCACCACCCUGCGCUCUGCCAGCACCCUGCGCUUCUACCGCAAUCUCAACCUGGAGGCCUGCCUGUGGGAGUUCAACAGCUACUACGACAUGUCUGAGCUGCUGACCGACUGUGGGGGCAGCAUUGGCACAGACGGCCAGGUGCUGAACCUGGUGCAGUCCUACGUCACGCUGAGGGUGCCGCUCCACGUCUCCUACGUGUUUCACUCUCCCGUGGCUGUCGGCGGCUGGCAGCACUUCGACCUGCAGUCCGAGCUGCGCCUCACCUUCGUGUACGACACUGCCAUCUUGUGGAAAGACGGCAUCGGCAGCCCCCCUGAAGCUGAGCUGCAAGGGGCCAUGUACCCAACCAGCAUGAGAAUCAAUGAAGAAGGCCGGCUGGUGGUGAACUUCAAGACGGAAGCUCGUUUCCGAGGACUCUUCGUUAUGUCUCACCAAGGUACGUCUCUGACAUCGAUGGUGAUGUCGGUCAAUCACCCUGGCCUCACCUUCACACUCUCUCUCCUGAGGACCGAGCCUACCUACAACCAGCCAGUUCAGCAGUGGAGCUACGUCUCGGAUUUUGCUGUUCGAGACUAUUCCGGCACCUACACAGUGAAGCUCAUUCCUUGCAGUGCAUCUCCUAACUCAGAGUACAAUAUUCCUCCCAUCUGUAACCCUCGUGAGCCCCUCACCUUCGACAUGGACAUCAGGUUCCAGCAGGUCAGUGACCCUGUGGCUGCUGAGUUCAGUCUCAACACCCAGAUGUUCCUGCUUUCCAAGAGGGAGCUGUGGCUUUCUGAUGGGUCCAUGGGAUUCGGAGAGGGGACUGAUGUCGCCUUCUCUGAAGGUUCUUUGAUUUAUGGCCGUGUUAUGGUGGAUCCUGUGCAGAACCUUGGAGACUCGUUUAUCUGCAACAUUGAGAAGGUGUUCCUGUGCACAGGAGCUGAUGGAUAUGUUCCCAAGUAUAACCCAGCAAACAGGGAGUACGGCUGCCUCGCUGAUGCCCCCUCUCUGCUGUACAGGUUCAAGAUACUGGAUAAAGCCCAGCCAGAGACACAGGCCACGGUGUUCGGGAGCGUGCAGUUCGACGCCAGGCUGGCUGCAGACACGCCGGGAGCUCUGCCGCUGGUGAGGCAGCCGGGCUCGGACGGAUUCGCCCUGUCGUCCACACCCCUCUUCCAGGUCACAGCAGGGCGGGAGUGGUACAUCCACACCAUCUACACAGUCCGCUCCAGAGAGAACGCCAACCGAGGCAUUGGCAAGAGGAGCCUGGAGUAUCACCACGGUCUGUCUGCAGCUGCUGUAGCCCCCAGAGCUGUGGGGCGCAGCCGCCGAGCGGCCCCAGAGGUGGCUCAGGACAUAGGCCUGGAGAACAGCAGGGGCACCAACAUCCAGCACAUUGCUCUGGACCGCAGGAACAAGAUGGUGGUCAGCCAGCGCGAGUCCUGGCCCCAGGGCGAACUCCUGGAGCAGCCUGCGCUGGAGAGUUUUGGCCAGGAGUCCUCAGAGCUGCCCAUGAUGCCCAUAGUGACCGGGGUGGCUGGCCUCCUUCUCCUGCUGUGUAUCGUCACCAUCGUCGUGGUCCUAAUGCUACGACGCAAGAAGCGCCACUCUGGGAAGAAACUGCCCCCCUACUCCACCUCCUCUUGCUCGGCCUACCAGAGCAGCAGGAGCAGCCGCGACACCGUGAACACAAGGCACAGCACCGACAGCUCCGAGGUCUAACCUGGGAGGAGACCCAGCCAUCUUUUCACCCUGUGGUGCUGGACAUUUCUGACAGUUGGCAAAAAUAGCGACAAAAACACCUCAGUGCCUUGAUUUUUUUUCCCCACAGCUCCCGCUUGCUCUGAAAAAAGUGAAGAGCACUCCAAACAGCAGUUGAAAAUAUUGUAAUUUGUAACUGAAAGGGAAGCAAAAAUAAUUGUGUGGGUGCAUGAGUGCUCUUCAGCUUGCCUUUUCACCGUGAGAGCACUGUAAGGCAUGCUGAACCUCAUGAAGUGUUUAUUUCCUUCACCUACACGUUGGACGUUAGAAUGGGCUGGGAUCCCCUGUAAUCGAUGACAAGAGUGACAUAAUUUUGGCUUUUAUUUACGUUGAGCUCUAAUUUACAUUAUUGUGAAACCGCGCCGGUUAUUAUUGUUCUGAUGCUUCUGAUGCCACGUUUCUGAGUAGAGGCGCAGACCGAGGAGAAUGUGGUGUAAGGAAAGGGCCAUACACGUCGGGAUGACAGGUUAUUUAUUCCAGAGCUCCAUAUCUAGCAUUCUAUCCACCUACCUCCCCACCUCCCACUGUCUAGGCUUUCUAAUCAAGUCACCCUCACGCAAAUCAGUGUUACUCCAGCCCUUCCCGUCAGCUCCAUUUCAAUAUUGAGAUACUUUUAACUCCUUAAUGGCUGUAUUGAUCCUUACUAGUUAUCAGUUACAUAAAGGAGCUGGUGGUGGCAAAAAAUGUAAUGGAGCAGACUGGAGGAGCCACAGUUGUAUAACCCUGAUGAGGAGGAUAUUUAAAGCCGAUUACAGAUAUUAAAGUGUUUGUCAAGUUCUAUGAGUUUUUAAGACAUGGCCUGAGUUGCAAGCAAAAAUUCUAUAGACGCUGUAAUUUACCUGCAUGUCAAUAGAGACAAAGGUAACGACGACAUUUAGUGGUUCUAAAAAAGGAACAAAACACUACUGGACACGUACAGCUAUUACUUUUUUUUACAGUUAGAAAUUUGAUUUUUUUUUUUAGUAGUCAAAUAGGUUUUCUUGAUGUUUUCUAUUUGAAUCAAUACACGUUGAGUAAAACUGUCAGAGCACAGGCUACAUCAUACUGUUUUUCAGGUUCAUUUUGCAAUUGUUGGCAUGAACUGUACAGGUGAAUUCUGAGCAUUUCUGAGGGAGAGUAAAAUGUUUUAUGUUGCAUAUCUAAUAAAUGUCUUUUUAUAUACGGUUUAGUUUUGAACAGACUUGUGCCUGCCCGCUUCAACAGAACCGUAAAUGAGGUGCUAAACAAAAGGAAUUGUAAUUAGUCACAUUUUUAUUCACUUGAGUUACUUGUACAGUUUUUUUUCACCUUUUUAUAGUCUUUCGGGAAUUGUAUGGUUGAAAUCAUACAAUGUGCAGCUGUAUGAUUGUGGUUAAAAAUCUAAGUGAGCAUAUAUAAAAUAGCUGAAUGAGAAAGCACAAAUGAAAUAAGUAUUAGUAACACGCUAUGAUAAUACUUGAACAAUUGAAAAAGAGAUGUGAAAUGCAUUUUGUGAUGUUCUCAUUCAACAACUUUAGUAAAUGGUAUUAGAAGAAAAAUGUUGUGUGACUAAUACAUUUUUAUCUCAUACUGCCAGUGUCCUAAGUAACAUUAAAAAACACUGAUCACUGGCAUCAAGUACUAAGAAGAAAUGUAAUGUUUAAAAAAUACUGUAAAGGUUUAAAAUGAUUUGUGAACAUUUUGAACAAUACACUGUAGUGUUAAACUCAUUUGCUGUCUAAAAUAAUAUCAUGCAUUCUCCUGCUUAUGUUUACUCCCAGACCCUAACAGAGCUGGGUGGGCCUGCCUGCCAGUUUAACAAACACCGGCCUACUCAACCCUGUAGCAGGCAGGAACACUGGCUUGGUAUUAAACGUAUAAUACUGUUAAUGAUAGGCUAGGUUAGUGAAUUCUAAGAUACUUCUUACAUUACUUUUCUCGUUUCAUUUCUGAAGGGUCCUUAAGUGCUUCACAUACAGGAGGGGACUGUAUGUGGGUGAUGCACACCCAGCUACCCCACUACACAGCAGAUCAGGUAGAUGACAGAACUGGCCCUCUGAAGGAAUUAAAGGGGAAAUCUGGGAAGGCCACACUAUGAAGACCCAAACAGAUUUAGCCAAGACAACCUGGCCUAUGGGAUCUUUAAAUACCAAGUAGUCUCAUACAAAGGACUACAUCACCUCCAAUAUAGUGUACAUGGUCAGCAUUCUGGAGCAGAGGCAAGACUGACACCUACUGGUGCAGCAACACCUCUUUCAAUAACACAACAGGGCCUUGACAGUCAUGUGGGUCCAGUGCAGAGAACCAUUGCAAAUAGCCAAAUGCACAUAUCACCAAGACCACUCCUAUACUGUUGCAUAAUGUACCCCAGUAUAUAGUAUGCAUGGUUAAAGACAUAAAUGAACCUCACUUAUAUGAUCAUUAAAGUACUAAUGCAUCGGCUUUAAGUACAUUAAAAAAAUGCUGAUCAAAUAAACUACAGUAAUCGCAAACCUACAGUAAUCUGCUUAAAUAUACAAUCUCCCCUCUGCAUCCAGCCUGCAGGGGCAGGGAGAGGUUCACUCUUGAGCUAGAUUCGCCUCAUGAUCCCAGUCUGUUGUGCUAAUCUACUGCUCUUCUUCCAUCCAAAACCCUGUAAAUCAGACUGAAACAUGUAGACUCGCUUAUUUAUAUUAAAUUUGCACAUGUUGAGACCCUACUGUACGUCAUUUUUACAGAGCCAGAUAAGAUUUUUCAAAAGGGUUUCUAAUGCAUCACU